AAGUCGGGGCACGCACCUCCACUGCCACCACCACUGUCACCGCUGUCACCACCACCAGCGCCACCACCACCAGCGCCACCACCACUGCCACCACUGUCACCACCGUCACCACUACCACUACCACUGUCACCACCACCGGUGCCACCACCACUGCCGCCACCGCCACCACUGUCACCACCACCAGCACCACCACCACUGUCACCUCCACCACCACUGCCACCACCACCAGCACCACCACCACUGUCACCACCGCCACCAGCGCCACCACUACUGCCACCUCCACCACCACU
Pterocles gutturalis (yellow-throated sandgrouse) is the source of this 290-nucleotide messenger RNA. RefSeq names its product integumentary mucin C.1-like. The record is from RefSeq and is a predicted model, not a curated record. The transcript has a single exon. The annotation marks the transcript as partial. NCBI's taxonomy places the organism in Eukaryota, Metazoa, Chordata, Aves, Pterocliformes, Pteroclidae.